AUGAGGGUUUUUCGUCAUGGAGAUCGCUCCCCAAUUGAGUCAUUUCCAAAUGACCCUCACAAGGAAGACGUGUGGGCACAAGGUUUUGGGCAGCUGACUGAGCUCGGCAUGAGACAGCAGUACGAAUUGGGACAGUUUUUAAGGAAACGCUACGGACACAUCCUCAGCGAUGAUUAUGACAGCAAAGAGGUGUACGUCCGCAGCACAGACUACGACCGCACUCUAAUGAGCGCUCAAGCCAACCUGGCUGGACUGUUCCCCCCGAAUCGACAGCCCCCUCCCAUCAGGCCCCAGCUGCUGUGGCGACCCGUUCCGGUGCACACUGUUCCACGAGCCCUGGAUAAGCUCCUGAAGACACCCAGCAAACACUGCCCCAGAUUCAGAGAGCUGAUGGCUGAGACAUUUUCCAGUGAUGAGUAUCAGCGAGUACUCAAGACUUACAAGGGCUUCAUCCAGGAGCUGUCAAACUACACCGGAUACCCAGUGGACAAGCUUGCAGUGCGUAAAGUUUGGAGGGUCUAUGACACUCUUUACUGUCAGAGAAUUCAUAACCUGACUCUUCCACGCUGGGCAACCCAGGAGGUGUUCAGCGCUCUGGAGGAAAUAGCUUCUUUUGAGGUCAUGUACAGCGUGAUCACCUACAAGCGUAAAGACAAGGCGAGGCUGGCGGGGGGAGUCCUGCUGAACGCCAUCCUCGGAAAUUUCACCAGUGUACUCAAGAGCGACGGCUCUCUGAAGCUGGUCAUGUAUUCUGCGCACGACUCCACGCUCAUCACCCUUCAAGCUGCCCUCGAUGUCUACAACGGCCUGUUGCCGCCGUACGCCGCCUGCCAGCUCUUCGAGUUUUACCAGGAGGAAGACGGGACGUACUCGCUCGCUUUGUUUUACCGAAAUGACUCAAGCCGUGACCCAUAUCCAACCCCUGUGCCUGGCUGCUCUGUCAAUCCAUGCCCUCUGAGCACCUUUACCGCAGCUAUAAAUGAUGUCAUUGCCCAGAACUGGGAUGCAGAGUGUGGACUUGUGGAGACAGAACCCAACGCAAGUAUCAUUGCAAUUCUUGCUGUGGUGGUGGCUGUCCUCAUCCUGGCCCUGCUGGGAGGCAUAGCCGCUCUCAUCUACCAACGGAGACACUACCACUCGAUGGAGAAAUAGUCAGCAGACAAAAGGUGUCCCCAAGCGUGCUUUCUUCAUUCCCGAAAUGGCAUCCGUGCAAACUUGACAGCAGCAUUGUGAGGACUGGUGUGGGGACAGAGCGUGUUGACAGGAUGGAGCACUGGAGGGCCACGGAGCAGUGAGACACGGAAAGGGGACAGUAUGGAUACAACCAUUGUGAAGGUGGCAAGUGUUUGCAGUCCUUUAAGUCACAUCAAGUGGUGCUGAGCCGUUCGGUCCUCCUUGUUUCCAAAACAUGACUUUCCCAAAUCACUACUUUUUCAGUCAGUGCCAGUUUGAAAAUAAAUAAAUAAAUGUGGUGUAUGGUUAAAGUUACUGUGAUGGUUCAGGUGGAACAGAACCUUGUACAGAUAGACUUUCUUUUUAAAUACCAGGGCUUCUAUUUUCAG
Messenger RNA from Scleropages formosus (Asian bonytongue), 1562 nucleotides. RefSeq names its product testicular acid phosphatase homolog. The record is from RefSeq and is a predicted model, not a curated record. Gene Ontology annotation, molecular function: acid phosphatase activity; receptor tyrosine kinase binding; protein tyrosine phosphatase activity. Gene Ontology annotation, cellular component: postsynaptic membrane; lysosome. The transcript has 11 exons. Gene Ontology annotation, biological process: negative regulation of ERBB4 signaling pathway; lysosome organization; regulation of neuronal synaptic plasticity. The coding region runs from base 1 to 1152 and encodes 383 amino acids. Lineage: Eukaryota; Metazoa; Chordata; Actinopteri; Osteoglossiformes; Osteoglossidae.